AUGCAACGCUCCACCAGCGCCAUACACCGUCUUCCACCUCAAAAAGUCACAGACCCUGAUCUUGUCGCUAUACGUGCGAAGCUGUUUGAGGCUUUCGCCGUCAAGGCGUCCGCGCUCGUGACGCCCCCGGCCACCAACUUGUCUCCUCCGUACUCUCACGCCGGUCCGCAUCCGGGUCCGAAUUCGGGUCCGGGUCCGUCCGGCACCACCCAGCCUCAACCUCAACGCUCUCGCUCACGAUCUCGACAUCGCCGAUCCCGCCGUCACCCCAAACCGCGAGUAGUUGUUGGUCCCGAUACCAUUCAUCGACUGCCAUCUGAGCUGGCUCGAUUGCAUCUGUCGUCGCCUCUCAUUGUUUCAAGCCCUUCACGAUUAACCCUCGCCCGCAAGAUCCAAGCCAUCAUCCCGAACCUCGACAGUCGUGUUCUCAGCUCCGCCGUUGUUUCCGUACCAUCUCGCAUCUCCAACAGAGACUGUGUUGUUAGUGUUGGUGGUGGCUCUGCAGUCACCUUGGCCCGAGCCGUCAGCUUACGAAAAGGGAUCCCUCAUAUUUGCAUCCCUACGACUUACAGCGGAAGCGAGCUUCACCCUGGUGGAGGACCCAGCGAUUCUGCAACUGAAGAGGAAGGCAAAUAUUCAAGCGAAUCCAAGACACUCCCCGCCGUUAUCAUUUACGACGACAACCUCACCAUGAGCUCACCAACUCGAUUUUCCGCACCCAGCGACGAGAAAGUCAUGGAAGACUUUGCUCGAGCCGACCAGCCGCCCAAGUCGGAGGAUGCCUGCUGGAGCUACCUUCAUAUCCCAGGCGUCUAA
Molecule: messenger RNA, 816 nt
Organism: Fusarium coffeatum
Lineage: Eukaryota; Fungi; Ascomycota; Sordariomycetes; Hypocreales; Nectriaceae
Exons: 1
Coding region: 1-816 (271 amino acids)
Molecular function (GO): metal ion binding; oxidoreductase activity
Source: RefSeq, a predicted model, not a curated record